UAAAUCCAUGCCCUCCUCCUUUCAUUUCCCUUUCAUCUUCACUCCUAAUUUCUUUCUCUCUUGUAAUCUCUCCACGAGCCCCAUAGAUCAUCUCCAAUCUCACCAAAACCGAAACGCGGGUUCUGUUUGAAAACACCUCUUCGAUCUCAAAUUCACUCCUUUUAUCCCAUAAACCUCCCAAAUCGUACAAUUUCAAUAAGAAAACAAAAGCCUCCCCUGUUUCAGAUCAUUCAUUUCCUCUGUUUUUUACCUUCCACAUUUCUAUUGUGAAAAAUGUCCUCCUCAAGCUCCUGUCCAGGCCUCCAAUCAUGCCUAGAGCCGGUCUCCCUCGUAGAACCACGUGUUUUGAGGAUCAAAUUGGCUCCAUCCAAAUCCAAUGAUUCUUGCUCCUCAACAAGUGGCAAGCCUUUUGUCACUGACUCAGACAAAAAUGCUGACAUGGGCGGCUGGAGUUUCCUCCAGUCUAUUGCUAACAAUACCUCUCAGACCACCAAAGAGAACGACAAAGUCUACGUCCCUCCGAAUUUUAAGCGCUCUUCUUCUAUGCUCAACGAAAAGAGCCUGGAAAUGUGUACCGAAAGCUUGGGGAGUGAAACUGGCAGCGAGAUGAGUGAAAGCAGCGACGACAUGGCUGUCCUUCCAUUAGAAAAUGUGAAUUAUGAGACUAGAGAAACACCAAAAUCGCGUGAAGCAAGAAGAACGAGUCGAAGUGUUAGCUUCCCACCUCCUUUGAGCUCGAUUAGUGGCUCCAACAAUGUUCGAGUGAGGCCUCACCGAGAAGGUGGAAGGCUAGUCCUGGAAGCAGUGACCAUCUCUUCUUGCCAUGUUUAUUUACAUGCAGAGAGAACCGAUGGCCGGCUCCGGCUACAUUUGAUGAAUCACUGCUCUUCUAAUAACUUUGACAAUGAAGAGGAAGAAGCAGAAGCAGAGUCUGGUGAGGAAAUUGUAGUUGAAGAAGACGGUGAUGAUGAUCAAAGUGGAGAUAAUGAAGCUGAGGGUGGUGAUGGUAUUUGGGGAGAGGAGUUGGAGGGAAGUAGUGUAAAUACUGGGGGUGAAAUGGGGAUGGGGAAAUUGGCUAGACCAGGAAGGUGCAAGGAAGGUGGGAGCAGCAGCAAAAGCUUGCUUAAUUGGGAGCCAUUUUGGGUGGCUACUUGAAGCCUUGUGCCUGUCUCUCUAUUGGUUUCUUUCAUUAUAAGUUUGCUAUAUAUCCUACCUCGUAUUUAAUUAACUUUCAUCAGUGAUUAAUUACAAGGUUAGUCAUGGAACUCCUUGGAUUUUGUAAAAUAUGCUAAUGGUAGUUAUUGGAAUUAAUUAGUGGA
Messenger RNA from Populus trichocarpa (black cottonwood), 1319 nucleotides. Its product is annotated as protein FANTASTIC FOUR 2. The coding region runs from base 274 to 1155 and encodes 293 amino acids. Lineage: Eukaryota; Viridiplantae; Streptophyta; Magnoliopsida; Malpighiales; Salicaceae. The transcript has a single exon. The record is from RefSeq and is a predicted model, not a curated record.